UGUUCAAAGCCAGAAACCUCACGUGUCCUGUGGCGGCGACCGAGGGCAGCUCUCCGGGUCGUCCCUGGCUUGCACGUACCAGAGGGCCGUGUCACGGGGUACGCGCCCACUCCCUUCUUGGGCCUCGGAGCCUCCGGCAGAGUGGACCUUCUUCCCUGGCAACCUGGUUUCAGAACUCCAGGAGGCCCCUUGGUCUGUGCGGGUAGUCGAGUUUGUCCCCAGAGAACAGUCAACAGUUGACGGGCUAUGGGGCAUGGAGUGCCGGACCCACCAACACCCAAGGUGCAUAUGGACCUAGUGUGGCCAGCUGGCAAGGCUAUGAGAACUACAGUUACUACGGGGCCCAGAACACCAGCGUCACCACAGGAGCAGCCUACAGUUACGGCCCAGCCUCAUGGGAGGCCACCAAGGCCAGUGACGGCCUGGCAGCCGGGGGCCCUGCCCUGCACAUGGCUUCCUACGGCCCAGAGCCAUGCACUGACAAUUCCGACUCCCUCAUUGCCAAGAUCAACCAGCGCUUGGACAUGAUGUCCAAGGAAGGAGGCAGGGGAGGGAGCAGCGGCGGUAGGGAGGGCAUGCAGGACCGGGAGAGCUCCUUCCGCUUCCAGCCAUUCGAGCCCUAUGACUCCAGGCCCUGUCUCCCUGAGCACCAUGCCUACCGUCCCUCCUAUGGCUACGACUAUGACUUUGACCUGGGGCCUGACCGCAACGGCGGCUUCAGCGGUCAGUACGCUGACUGCCGGGACCCAGCCCGCGAGCGGAGCUCCCUUGAUGGCUUCACGCGGGGCCGGGGCCAAGGCCGCUUCCAGGACCGAAGCAACCCCAGCACCUUCCUGCGCAGCGACUCCUUCAUGCCGCCCACGGCCACCUCAGAGCCCCUUUCGGCUCCCUGGACCGAGAUGAACUACGCGGGUGGGCGGGGCCUGCUUGGCCCCUCCCUGAGCCGCCCUCCACCUCCCCUCUUCUCCCAGCCCAUGGCCCCUGAUUUCAGUGUGCUGGGCAUGCAGGGGGCAGGUGGUUAUGACAGCUCUGUGCCCUACGGAUGUGGCCAGUCACAGGCGCGGAUGAGGGAUCGGCCCAGGUGGAGAGGGGUUGACCGCUGCGGCCCAGACGGCAUGGCCAGGAAGCGGAAGCAGUUUCAGAUCUGUGAUGAGCCAGAUGCCAAACAGGCCCGGGCUGACAGCGAUGGAGAUUUUUCUGACAAUGAUGAUGGAGCUGGUGACUUCCGGUCUGGGGAUGAAGAAUGCAGGGGUGACGACGAGUUCUUUGACUCCGGGAGGCAGAGAGGAGAGAAGGACGCCGAGGACGACGAGGUAAAGAAGAGAAGGGAGAAGCAAAGGAGGAGAGACAGGAUGCGAGACCGAGCUGCUGACAGAGGAGGAAUCCUGAGAGCCACAGGACCUGCGCAGCUCCCCAGGAUUCAGUUUGCGUGUUCCGUGUGUAAGUUUCGUAGUUUUGAAGAUGAAGAAAUCCAGAAGCAUCUACAAAGCAAAUUUCACAAAGAGACACUGAGGUUUAUAAGUACCAAGCUGCCUGACAAGACGGUAGCGUUCCUCCAGGAAUACAUUGUGAACAGGAAUAAGAAGAUUGAGAAGCGGCGUCAGGAACUGAUGGAGAAGGAGAGCACGAAACCAAAACCAGAUCCUUUCAAAGGGAUUGGCCAGGAGCACUUCUUCAAGAAGAUAGAAGCUGCCCACUGCCUGGCCUGUGACAUGCUGAUCCCCGCGCAACACCAGCUCCUGCAGCGGCACCUGCAUUCUGUCGACCAUAAUCACAACCGCCGGUUGGCUGCUGAACAGUUCAAGAAAACAAGUCUCCAUGUGGCUAAGAGUGUUUUGAACAACAGACAUAUAGUGAAGAUGCUGGAGAAAUACCUCAAGGGUGAAGACCCUUUCGCCAGUGAAGCUGCUGAUCCAGAGGUCGAAGGAGAUGAUAAUCUGGGGGGUGAGGAUAAGGAAGAGACACCCGAGGAGGUGGCCGAGGAGGUCUUAGCCAAGGUGAUCACAGCCACAGUGAGAGCCGUCGAUGGCGAAGGAGCACCGGCUCUGGGGAGUGGUAACACGUCAGUUGAAGGGGAAGGCCCUGCGGGCACAGCAGAGGCCACUAGUGGUCCCCACCCCGAAGAGCUGCUGGAAAUGGAGGCGCCCCGCGGAGUGGCAUCUGAGAAGGGCAGUGUGGAAGCAGAGGCCGGAGACCAAGCUGCGCACGCCAGGAGCGAAGCUGCAGAGGCCGGAGGCGAGGCAGAAACCCUGGUGGCUGAGGCCAGAAGCACCCAAACUGCCGCCGCGCCUGCCGCAGCUGCCAGUGAAGCCCAAGUUGAACACUGAUGCAGAGUCCAGUGGGGUUAUUCCCACAGAAUGAUCCUCUCCCGGAGGCAGGGGAUGUGUUACAUAUGAUGCAUUGUUGCUCUUUCUCCUUUGUAAGCAAGACUAAGGUGUGUGUUACUGGAAUAUGCUGAAAACUUAUUUGAAAAGACCCAGCCAUUUCCCUCAGAAAAGUGUACCUCGCAGGCUUGUCUGACAGACUAGUGUGGCUUUCUGCCUCGGCCCAGAGGCACAGAAGGUGUACAUUCCCCUGAGGGAGCGCUGUGACAGCUCUCUUCGCUGCAAGCUAGAAUAAUGAAAGUUGGCUAAUUAGACUUUCAUGAUGCUUGUUAAGUACAUCUAUCUGCUGGCUGAAUGCCCUUUUCCUCUUCUUUCCUUGGGAGCAGUUGAAUACUAGGAUGUAUCUUGCUUUAAUAAAGGACUUUUUUUUUUUUUUAAGUUCA
This is a messenger RNA of Manis javanica (Malayan pangolin), 2767 nucleotides long. It is a transcript of the gene AKAP8, whose product is annotated as A-kinase anchoring protein 8. Gene Ontology annotation, cellular component: nucleus; nuclear matrix. Gene Ontology annotation, molecular function: protein kinase A regulatory subunit binding; DNA binding. Lineage: Eukaryota; Metazoa; Chordata; Mammalia; Pholidota; Manidae. The record is from RefSeq and is a predicted model, not a curated record.